Theobroma umbraticum is the source of this 1215-nucleotide messenger RNA. Its product is annotated as catalytic/ hydrolase. NCBI's taxonomy places the organism in Eukaryota, Viridiplantae, Streptophyta, Magnoliopsida, Malvales, Malvaceae. The record is from RefSeq and is a predicted model, not a curated record. Gene Ontology annotation, molecular function: hydrolase activity; carboxy-lyase activity.
AUUAUCCGUAAACCACAGAAUGCUUGUGGUCUCUGAAUUUACUUUACUACCCAUUAUCAGCGAUGGCAGUGAGGUUACUGAUACUGAAACCUCUUCUUUCGGGUUCCAUCUUGGGUCAGUGCUGCCGCGCUCGACGACCUCUUUUGCCCCAAGCCUUCUCCAGGAAACCACAAUUCAAAGUGUCUGCAGCAAAAAUGGCAUCCACUGAAGCAGAAACCAAUCGAAAUUCUUCUAAAGCCAAGGCCAUCGAUUCACAUUUGCACAUAUGGGCAUCUCCUCAAGAGGCUGCUGAUAUGUAUCCUUUCUUUCCUGGGCAAGAACCCUCGUUGCCUGGACAUUUAGACUUCUUGCUCCAGUGUAUGGAAGAAGCCAGUGUGGAUGGUGCACUCAUUGUCCAGCCCAUAAAUCACAAGUUUGAUCAUUCACUGGUCACGAGUGUCCUAAAGAAACACCCCACCAAAUUUGUCGGUUGCUGCCUUGCAAAUCCUGCAGAAGAUGGAACUGGGGUUAAGCAGCUUGAAGAUCUCAUUUUGAAGGAUGGUUAUGGUGCUGUUCGCUUUAAUCCAUAUCUAUGGCCUUCUGGCCAACAGAUGACAAAUGAAGUUGGAAAGGCAAUGUUUUGUAGAGCAGGAAAGCUUGGGGUGCCUGUGGGUUUCAUGUGCAUGAAGGGUCUGAAUCUUCAUAUUAAAGAGAUUAAGGAACUAUGCAUGGAGUUUCCUUCAACGGUUGUAUUGCUUGAUCAUUUGGCUUUCUGCAAACCACCAACAAAUGAUGAGGAAAAGCUUGCUUUCUCUGAGCUCUUAAAGCUAUCCAGAUUCUCACAGGUAUAUGUCAAAAUCAGUGCACUAUUCAGGGUGUCAAGAAUGCCAUUCCCAUACCAGGAUUUAGUUCCAAUUCUCUCUGAAGUUGUCUCAAGCUUUGGAGCAAACCGUGUCAUGUGGGGCAGUUCCCGAAUGCGGUUAUAAAGGAGCAAAAGAAGCAGUAUCUCUUAUUGCCAGUCAGGUACCUUUAUCAUCAUCUGAGGUAGAAUGGAUCAUGGGCAGAACACUUAUGCAACUCUUUCAAGGUCAAUGGCUUCCUUAGGCUAGUCUUUUAGUCAAUGUAUUUUUCUCAUGUACACCCAUCGUUUAACCGUACAGGUAUUUGUUUAGGGCUACAAUUUUAAGUCUAUUGUAUAAGUUGAUGAUUGAAUCCAGUCCAGUAGUUUUACAUUCA